GUUGGCCUAGCCUAUCUUUAUUGGCACCUCGAAAUGCAUUGCUUAAGAGUCAUUGCUUGAGAGUAAAGAAGAAAAUGGACACAAAACCAAAUUACUUUAAUGCUAACCGAUUCAUAUGCAAGUAGGCCUUACAGUUGAUAUGGACAUGACGCAGUUGUUUGUUUACCUACAAGUGCAACAGGACUUUAACCGAAAUGGUUCCUAACACACUCUCGGUAGAAUAAUAAGCGCGUAUUUGAUAACAGAACCCACCGGAACGUUUUGGUAGAGGAAGGUUUACAGAACAGUUAGAGUUUGCCACACCUUGGUGAAAAUAAAAUCCUGUCUAUUUUUUACAAAUUGACCUGAAGCGUAACAGCCUGGAAUGGGGGCGUUCCCUAGUAACGAGGAGGCUCAGGCCAUCUUACCACAGACGGACAAACAGAGGCCAGAAGGACGAUCAACCUCAGGAGAUACAGUGAACUGCCCCACCUGCCAGGGGACAGGCCGUAUCCCAAGAGGACAAGAGAACAAAUUAGUAGCAGUGAUAUCGUGCACAGACCAGAGACUCAAGCCAAGACGCACGAAGCUGUAUGUGUGUGUGUCAGUAGGCCUGUGCCUGCUCUUCAGUGGACUCUUCCUCUUCUUCCUGUUCCCUCGCAGUGUGGCUCUCUCAGAGUUAGGAUUGCAGUCUGCCUAUGUGUUCUUCACACCAACGGCAGUUAACGCCACCAUCCUCCACUCCUUGGAGAUCAGGAAUGAUAACUUUGCAACGGUGGAGGCCUCAGACCUGACAGUGCAGGUGUUCUAUGUGGACACAGUUGUUGGCGCAGCUCGUGCUACCAAUGUGACUACCAUCCCACCACGAUCUAAGAAAAAACACUCCUUUGAGAUUCGUGUCAGUCUGACUGACCCAGGGCUGAAUAAAUACUGCAAGACAGCGUUCACUGUUCAUGUCCUAUUUCUGAAAUUACAGGUGUCCAUGACUGUGUACUAUUUAGCCCACUAUGAGCAGCUGUCCUUGGAGACAUUUCAGUAUUUAGACUGUGGGGCUAACCGCACCACAGCCCAUGUGUUUAACGGCAGCCAGUGAGACGCCAGACGCUAAUACUGCAAGUACAUUUUUUCUUUGAGCUGUUAUACAGUUUUUGUAUUCCAGACAGUUUUUGAUUGUUGGAUCCUGACUGACUGAAGUGUUGCUGUGGUAAAAGCAGACCUCAUAUUCCGAACUAGAGGUGCCUGUCAUUUCUUCCACACAUCUCUUUGUCGGAGCUUUUCGUGAAAAGUCAAAUCAUGAUAUUCACAACGACGACGAAGGCCAUUCGCCCCCUGAGCCUUCUUUUUCAUGUUUCUAAUUUUAUAUCAAUACCAUGGAUGGCUAGAGUCGCCCAUUUUAGUCAUACACAGGAAAAGAUGUUAAAUUCCUUAUGCUAUUGGUUGGGGACUUCCCACAGCAGCCUCUCAAACAGUCACAUGCAGGUACUCAGACUGAAAGUGUCAAAGUAUGUCAUCUUGCAACAACAGGCUUCACGUUAUACAGGCUGCUUCAUGUUAUACAGGCUUCUCCACGUUAUACAGGUUAAUUCACGUGUCCCCACGUAAUCUGUGAGUGCCUCCGCCAUAACCACUGGCUAUUCCAGCAGCAGCAGCUUUUCAGCAGCCUUCAGACAACUCCUUCAAAGCUCCUUUGAAUGACCAUCCUUGAAAACCGAAGUCCAACAGAAGUGAUGGUGUUGAUAUAUCUACAAAGGCCUCUAGCUCCUUUAUCCACAUGCUUUGGCUUCCUCAAUCACAUCUUCAGAGGGAGUCAUUAACUCAAUGACGUAAGCAAUGCGCUCACACUCAAAUUCUACACAAUGUCUGGUCUCAUAGCACUUACGUUACUUUACAUGCACUACAAAUGAAGGGCCAGGAGCUCUCACAGCUUUACUGUGUACUGUUUAAGUACAUGCCAUAUGCUUACCCUCUCAUAUUAGAGAGUGCCGCAAUGAAUGAAGUAUUGUGCUCUUUAUAGCAAACCAAGUUUUCAAUGUUUGUUUGUUUCCCGUGUCAAUAAGAAAUAAAAAGAUAUUU
Clupea harengus (Atlantic herring) is the source of this 2052-nucleotide messenger RNA. RefSeq names its product transmembrane protein 106B-like. The transcript has 8 exons. Bases 365 to 1072 code for a protein of 235 amino acids. The record is from RefSeq and is a predicted model, not a curated record. NCBI's taxonomy places the organism in Eukaryota, Metazoa, Chordata, Actinopteri, Clupeiformes, Clupeidae.